AGUUUAAUAUUCUGUUUUAUAUAUUGCGCACCACGACGGUCAAAUUGACUCUGUAAACAAACACUUGUUGUUUAAAUGUAAGCUAGUGAACUUCAGCUAGCAGGUUUGCUAACUGUGCUGUACCACUAGCCCUUGGACCGUCUGUGAAGAUGUUGACCCCGGCGAAGGAGGGGAUGCCCAGCAUGAUCGACAAGGCGCUGAGGAUGAGGAGGGAGGAACAGGCUCGGCAGGUUGUCUUGGCAUGGGCUGUGCUCAAUGUGUCGUUGGCUGGCAUGAUUUACACUGAAAUGUCAGGGAAACUACUGAGCCGAUACUACAACAUCACCUACUGGCCUAUCUGGUACAUUGAGCUGGUGCUAGCCUCCCUCUUUAGCCUCAAUGCUCUUUUUGACUUCUGGAAAUAUUUCAAGUACACAAUGGCUCCCUCCACCAUUGCUGUAUCACCUCAGCAGCACUGCCUUCUGGGUCUGAGAAAUACAAGUAUUCAGGCCUCUCCGCCCCAAAAGCCAGAGAAAAAGGAGACUCCGGCUCCAGCUCAGGCGUCUCCGCUGCAGGGCCAAAGCGUGCUGAGCUUCAGCCCCUCACGGCCUGCCACCACCAGCCCCAAGUUCUCUCCUAGCUGUGUACCCGGGUACAGCCCUCCUCUCAGCAACCCAUCGACCCCAGGCAGUGCAGGGGGGGCCUUUUCCCCUUCAGUGGCCUUUGGAAAGGUGUUGAACUACAGUCCCUCCCCAGGCUCAUCUCCCUACCCCAGCAGCAUUGGACCAGCAGAAGGCUCCAGCGUAAGAGCUCGAUAUCGUACAUCUCCCUCCGUUUUUAACUCCCCUGGCAGCAAGGAGGACUACAUGGAGGAUCUGAAAAGCCUGGAGAGGUUUCUCCGCACAGAGGAAGAGAAAAGCCACCGCAGCCAGCUGGGUAGUCCAGAGUCUGUGUCUCCAAACCACAGCCCAACAUUUUGGAACUAUAACCGCUCAGUGGGAGAUUACGCCCAGAGCCUGAGGAAGUUUUUGUACCAGCCGGCCUGUCGCUCUCAGGCUCCGUCUGCCCACAAAGAUGAGACAGACCUGGGCUCCAAACAGGCUGCGGAGGAGGUGUGGGCCAGAAUCACAACCAGUCGCCCUGUUGUUGACCGAAUUGACAGCUGGACAGCCAAGCUCAGAAAUUGGAUCAGUGACACCAUCCUGGUCCCCCUGGUUAAAGAAAUAGACUCAGUCAACAGCCAGCUCAGGAGGAUGGGCUGCCCUGAACUCCAGAUAGGAGAGGCCAGCAUCAGCAGCCUGAAACAGGCAGCAGUCAUGAAAGCUUCGUCCAUCCCCACUUUGAACUCUAUUGUUCAGUAUCUGGACAUCACUGCCAACCAGGAAUAUCUAGUGGACAGAGUAAAAGAGCUGGCCCACAGCGGCUGCAUGAGCUCCUUUCGCUGGAAUGCCGGUGGUGAUGUGAAGAACAGAAAGUGGGACACAGACCUCCCUACUGAUUGUGCUAUCCUCAUGCAUAUGUGUUGCACCUACCUGGACUCCCGACUGCCCCCGCACCCAAAAUACCCAGACGGGAAGACUUUCACUUCACAGCAUUUCAGCCACACACCAGACAAGCCUGAUGUCACCAAGGAGAACUUGUUCUGCAUCCACCAAAGCAGCACCGCCCCCCCUCACUACCAGCUCAUCUACCAGGGACACAUCUACAGCCUGCCCAAGGGCAGGAACAACUUGUUCCACACAAUCCUCAUGUUCCUCUACGUCAUUAAGACCAAGGAGUCAGGGAUGCUUGGGAGAGUCAAUCUUGGCCUCUCGGGGGUGAACAUCUUGUGGAUAUUCGAAGGCUGAUGCUCCUGCUUUUCCAAGCAGAAGAAACCUGCAAGGGAUGUUUGGAAACACUGGUUGGAAUACUAUUUCAAGUUAAGAGCUGCUCUUUCAGGGGCAUGAUGGAAAAUAAGCACUUCACUUUGAAAGACAAUACUUUCAUAUUUUGAUAUUUUCUCAAUUUUGAUGGGCAAAUUGGCAAACAUCCUGUAUUGUCAUUACUGUUUUUAUAAACACAUGUAUGUUCACCACAGUGUGCUUAUGAUAAAAUGCAAAGCUGUAUUUUUUAACAUUGUUUGAUGUUCUGAUUUUGUAUUAUGAGAAUGUACUAGCAUGGCAGCCUUGUAAAUAAAAUACCUCAGAGUUAUGAUGUGGACAGUAAAGGGCUUAGAGCCAUUUAGCAUGAGUGCAUAUACACUGUGUGUGUGGACUUUUGUUGUUCCUUUUAGUCAGUAUCCUUUAGAUGCUGGCAUGCUUUUUUUUUUUUUGUUCCUGUAGUUGAUGAAUGUCUGCUGUUGUAGGGACGCUCCUGACAUGCUUGAAGUCAUCUACACAAAUUGGAAAAACAAGCAAAAGGCAAUAAUUGAGUUUUGAAGUAUUCUGAAGUUACACAAUUUCCUUUAGAGCUAGGCUGCAGUGCAACACUAAAGGAAAUUCAAUAUUGAUUCUUUUGAUACAUGAUGGGUACAAAAAUAAAAGCCUGAAAACCA
Molecule: messenger RNA, 2512 nt
Organism: Notolabrus celidotus (New Zealand spotty)
Lineage: Eukaryota; Metazoa; Chordata; Actinopteri; Labriformes; Labridae
Gene: tmem209
Product: transmembrane protein 209
Exons: 14
Coding region: 150-1826 (558 amino acids)
Cellular component (GO): membrane
Source: RefSeq, a predicted model, not a curated record